This is a messenger RNA of Dracunculus medinensis (Guinea worm), 339 nucleotides long. The record is from the annotation of a GenBank genome assembly. NCBI's taxonomy places the organism in Eukaryota, Metazoa, Nematoda, Chromadorea, Rhabditida, Dracunculidae.
AUGUCAAAUUUGGUGUUUUACGCUGGAAUUGGUUUAGCAGCGAUUGGUUUUACUGGACGAUAUUUAUUGAAACACCAGCAUCGUAUUAAAAAAGCAGCUGAAGCUCUACCCAUUGCUUCCCUCUCCAAAUAUUAUCGUGGUGGUUUUGAAACAAAAAUGACGAGACGAGAAGCAUCGCUGAUUCUCGGUGUAUCAGCAACUGCGAAACCAGAUAAAAUCAAAGAGGCACAUAAAAGGAUAAUGAUUGCAAAUCAUCCGGAUAGAGGUGGAUCACCUUAUUUAGCGGCAAAAAUUAAUGAAGCUAAAGAUUUAUUGGAUUCUACACGAUUCGGACCGUAG